Molecule: messenger RNA, 2430 nt
Organism: Klebsormidium nitens
Lineage: Eukaryota; Viridiplantae; Streptophyta; Klebsormidiophyceae; Klebsormidiales; Klebsormidiaceae
Source: the annotation of a GenBank genome assembly
AUGCCAAUACGACGGUUGUCAAUCAAGCUAAAGGUCUGGGGGGAUCCUAGUGGCGCUUCAGCGGGUGCAGGUGCCGCUCUCUUCGGCGAGCGCUUCGACUGGUGCUCCUCGCCAGCUGGUGGACCAAUGGCUCCCACGCCAGCAAUGCUUCUGGGCUUGCUCCUCUCCGUGUCGCUCCAUGCUGCCAGCGCUAGCCGGGCCCUUCUUCAGUCCUCUCCUAAUACCACAUUGACGGGACUGGUUGGAGGAACUUCUGCUUUGUCAACUCUGCUGUCCGCAGUCUCAACCGCGGGCCUGGCAGAUACCUUAGCCGGCAAUGGCACGUUCACUGUUUUUGCACCCUCCAACGACGCUUUUACCAAGGACAUCAAGAGCAUCUACUGCAUCAAGGACUACGGCUUUGGCGGCAAGUGCGCGAACGCUAGUGACCUGCUUGCAGCACAAAACCUCGGGACCAUCCUACUCAACCACGUGGUCGCUGGCAGCUUUCCGGCCUCCAGCCUCGCCAACGGAACCCUGCUUAAGACCCUGGGGGGUUCCGUCCAGCGAGUCGUCAUCCUGCCCAACGGAACGGUGACAGUUGGCGGCGCGCCAGUGGUUACUGCUGACGUGGCAGCCACCAACGGGCUCGCCCACGUGAUGGGCGGGGUCUUAUACAGGGACUCGCAGUUCAACGUGACGACCGUCGGGACGUACCUGGACACGAUCGCGGACCUGGGACCGCAAGUGACGUCACCUCAGUCGUUCCCGGAGGCGAGGAAGGCGCUGAUGGUCCAAGACGCUCAGGACAACGUCGACCGCUUCCGCAGCUACCGUCCGAUCGUGGAGCGUCCGGACGGCGGGUACACAUACCCUAUGCCGCUCCUGUUCGACAAUACGCAGGGGAACCGGGAGUCGUAUUGCGUGCCCACGGAACAGCCCAAGUGGACUUACCCGGAAACGACAAACGUGACGAGGCCGGCCGAUAACGAGACGCUGGCGUAUAUGUCGGUGAUGGAGCUAGCGGCGCUGAUCAAGAGCAAGCAGGUGACGUCAACGGAGCUCGUGGACCUCUACACGGCGCGACUCAAAGAGUACGACAACGUACUGGAAGCCGUUGUGACAUACACAACCGACCUCGCAUACCAGCAGGCAGCUUUGGCCGACCAAUUGCUGGCCAACGGUACAUACCUGGGACCGCUGCACGGCAUACCCUAUGGGCUGAAAGACCUCAUAGCCGUGCCGCCGUAUCGGACCACGUGGGGCUCGGGCGCGUUCAUCAACCAGGUCGUACCCAGGGAGGCGACCGUCUACUCCAAAUUGACGGCGGCCGGCGCUGUUCUGGUCGCCAAGCUGUCCACCGGGGAGAUGGCAACCGGGGACGAGUGGUGGGGCGGCAAGACCAAGUGCCCCUGGAACAUCGCGGUCGGGGCGUCUGGCUCUUCUGCGGGCCCCGGCGCUGCCGUGGCGGCCGGCAUGGUUGGAUUUGCUCUCGGCACUGAAACCGGGGGUUCCAUUAUCGGGCCCGCAGCCCAGAACGGAAUCUCCGGAUUCCGCCCAACGUUUGGGUUGACCAGUCGCGCAUACUGCAUGGCGCUUUCCCAGACCCUGGACAAAGUGGGCCCCAUGGCCAGGACCGCAGAGGACGCCGCCGUCAUCCUUGACGUCAUCCGUGGCAAAGACGGCAUCGACACGUCAGCAUGCAACGUGGCACUGCAAAGCCCAUUCACCAUUGACGUUACCAACCUGACGGUCGGGUACCUGCCGGAUACCCCUGCGGCGGCCCUCGCGAUCUUCAACGAGACACUGAAGAUGAAGCUCGUUCCGGUCGCGUUCAAGAAUUCCGCUCCGGACUUCAGCGCCCUGUACGAGGUCAUCCGCGGAGCGGAAGCCGCGGCGUAUUUCGACUACUGGAUGCGCAGCGGAAACAUCGAGAACAACACCGCACCGCUCCAGUGGCCCGUCAGACUGCGUCGCAGCCGCAUGAUCCCCGCUGUCGAGUACAUUCAGGCGACACGUGUCCGCGGCGUAACCAUCACCGAGAUGUUCGCCGCGUUUUCCGGCGUUGAUGUCUUCUUAGGCCCCGCCACGACCUACACCAGCUAUGGGAACAUUGUAAACAUUCCUGAGAUCUCGAUUCCGUACGCAUUCGCUCCGGCGACCGUUCCGUCCAACUACACGGCGAGCACUCCGCGGAAGAGCCCGCAGAACGUCGGAAUCUAUGGCCUGCCUUACUCAGACUCCAAGAUCCUGGCCGUCGCGAUGGCCUUCCAGAAAGUCAACACCGCCAACCGGCAGCGCCCCCCGAUCAACCUCAUCGAGCCGGAGGUUCUGGCCAACUGCAGCUCCCCAUAUAGUCGGUGCAACAUUCCGGCCGCUACGGUCGCCCUUCUCAGCCAGACCGGAAUCAACAAUCCCCCGGUGCAAAUCAAGACGUACGGAAUGGUGUAA